CAUUUCUCUCAUGUGUGGCUAUUACACUGUUGAAUAUUUCGCUACGCAAAUAAAAACCGGAAGUGAUUAUUUCCGGAAACGUUUCAUGCACGUGACUGGUGUAGUUCAGGGUUGAAGUUGAAAGGGCCGAUGGUGGAAACAUUGUGGCGAUGAUGAUGAGCGCAGAUGUGGAGAGGAUGGACAGUCUGGACGGAUGGGUCGCCAUUAAAAGCGACAUAUUUGAGAACAGGGAGACUCACAACUUCCGGUUUCUGGUCCAGUGGAGCGAAGAGGAGUCGAAAUUCGCGGUGAUCUGUCACAACAGGACUCUUCAGCAGAGGAGGAAGAGGAGGAUGAAUAUGAAGGAGGAGGAGGAGGAGGAAGAAAAGGACAGCAGCGCGGGGACAGAGUCCAGCUGGGCCGCCAUGUUCUCCGCUUCAGAGCUGAAACACAUCCACCAGCAGCUGACCGGCUCCGGGGACUCGCUGUCCGGCUUCCUGCCCGAGCUGACCGCCUUCACGCAGCCCGGCCUGUGGGACACUCUGCUGAGGAGAAGCUGGCAGGAGCAGGAGCGCGACGUGGAGGCGGUGUGUGUGCAGCUGGAGAGGUACUUCAGCAUCGCGGUGGAUGUGUGUGGAGUUAAAAUCCUGCUGGACACUUUAUUCCCUCACGAGGAGGAAGAGGAGGACAAAUACUGCGAGAACCUGCAGGAGUUCAAGAGGAAAGCCAUGGAGGAGCAGGUCAGGAGAGCCAAGGACACGGUGGACACGAUCGUACAGAGUCACCGUGCCACAGCAGGACUUGUGCAGCUGAUGAAGAUCUAUGAGGAGGAGGAGGAGGCGUACAGUGAACUGGUUACCAUAGCAACGCAGUACUAUCAGCACCAACUGCAGCCAUUCAGAGACAUGAGAGAGCUGUCAACUUUACACACCAUGGAGAUACAGAAAAUAUUGCAGCUCCAGGAGCUUGGUCCAAAGCGAGUGUGUGAGCUGGAGAGAGAGGCAGAAGAAUGGAGCAGGGGGGCGAACGAGGCUGUGUGUUCCAUUCAGGACAUCACUGUGUGUUAUUUUACUGAGACGACAACAACCCUGUCAGGUAUGCUGAAACAGAUGGAGGCGGAUCGCAAGAGAUUUGGCCACGCCUCCUGGGCUGUAGCCACACCCAGGCUGGAGAAACUCAAAUUUCUACUGGCUAAAGAGACACUGCAGCUCAUGAGGGCGAGGGAGAUGUGUGUGAACCGACAGAAACAUGAAAUCAAGGAGAAGAUGAGCAGCGUGUGUGACGGGGCGAGUGUGUGUGACGUGGAUGUGUUGGAGCUGCAGUAUUAUGAAGCUCAGCUGGAACUCUACACCUGUAAGCUAGAGAUCCUCAAAAAUGAGGAGCAGCUUCUGCUGGCACAGAUUAACACACUACAGCGACAGAUCAAAGAACUGAAGGAGGAGGUGGUGUAUUAUGAUGCCUGUGAAGACCCCUUGGAGCUUCAGUGCAUGCAGACAGAUGUUAGUCCCACCCACCGAGGUGAUAACUCCGCCUACUCCCACCUACACCAACAGCUAUUGCAACUGGAGAGGAAAAGAGCAAUGAUAUCAUCACGCAGAGCUACAAUGCGCAACCGGAAGGAGCGAUGUGUAGAAGCACAUGAGCUCCAGCAGAGGGCGGCGCAGCAGAGAGUCACACAAUACCAACAACACCAUGCUGUGCAUCAGGUGAGUUACCAUGGUAACCGUGUGACUAAAGAAACUGGGGGAACUGUGCCAACACAAUGUGGAUGA
Molecule: messenger RNA, 1751 nt
Organism: Hemibagrus wyckioides
Lineage: Eukaryota; Metazoa; Chordata; Actinopteri; Siluriformes; Bagridae
Product: WASP homolog-associated protein with actin, membranes and microtubules
Exons: 7
Coding region: 150-1751 (533 amino acids)
Biological process (GO): Arp2/3 complex-mediated actin nucleation; endoplasmic reticulum to Golgi vesicle-mediated transport
Cellular component (GO): cytoplasm; endoplasmic reticulum-Golgi intermediate compartment membrane
Molecular function (GO): Arp2/3 complex binding
Source: RefSeq, a predicted model, not a curated record